AUGACACAGCUAUUCAGCUCCUCCGGCUCGCCCGCCGUUGGGUCAGAAAAGCGCCAAUUCCCCGGCCUCUCCCUCCCUAGCAGGAAACACUCGGGCGAUUCAUCUCACUUCCCAACACGAUUGAAAAACUUCUUCCGCAUCAACAGCUCCUCGUCGAAUAACAAUUCCUCGAACCCCAGCAACUCUCAUACCUCCAACCCCGCCACGAAGCCAGAGGGUAAAUCUACGUUCCGACAAUCUCGAUUCCUCCCUACGAUUGGUCGCAAUCGAUCGACCACAGUUGCUAGUGAAGGCAACCCGCUUGACGAUGGAGCCUCGCCGAUCGCGGAUGCGAACCCGUACUUCCACCACCAGGGCUACCCCGCGUUAAGACAUCGGAAUGACGAUAGCGUUUCCUCAUCGUCCCCGGAUACUCCGGAGUUACAGGUUGAUGGUGUGCCGGCUUCGGACCAGGCGACUGCGGCAGGAAAAGAAGAGUUGGCUCGGAAGUUGAGAAGAGUGGCGUCAGCACCCAAUGCGCAGGGGUUGUUCACCGGCGAUGGUGCGCACGACCGGCCCAAGACAGCAGAGCUGGGGAAGGAGCCGUUGCUUGCGUCUGGAGGUCCUUCGCCGAAGUUGAGUUUUGUCGACAAGUCCGAUCCUAAUGUAACUUCUGUGACGGACGUGGACCGGGCUUCGGCUCUCUCUGUGCCCCGAAGUUUUGUCAACUACAGGCGGACGUAUAGCUCGAAUUCGAUUAAAGUGCGCAACGUGGAAGUUGGCCCCGGAAGCUUUGAUAAGAUUAAACUGAUUGGAAAGGGAGACGUCGGUAAGGUGUACCUGGUUCGUGAGAAGAAAUCCAACAGGCUAUACGCCAUGAAAGUCCUGAGCAAGAAAGAGAUGAUAAAGCGGAAUAAGAUCAAGCGAGCCUUGGCGGAACAAGAGAUUCUUGCGACAAGCAACCAUCCAUUUAUCGUUACGCUGUACCACUCGUUCCAGUCCGAAGAGCAUCUUUAUCUCUGUAUGGAGUAUUGCAGUGGUGGCGAAUUCUUCAGGGCUCUCCAAACAAGGCCGGGGAAAUGUAUUCCGGAGGACGAUGCUCGUUUUUAUGCCGCCGAAGUGACAGCUGCACUGGAAUAUCUUCAUUUGAUGGGUUUCAUAUACCGGGAUCUCAAGCCAGAGAAUAUCCUUCUACAUCAAUCAGGACAUAUCAUGUUGUCUGAUUUCGAUCUCUCCAAGCAAUCGGGCCCUGGUGGCGCCCCGACUAUGAUUGUUGGUCGCAACGGAACUUCCUCGUCGUCGCUACCUACGAUUGAUACCAAGUCGUGUAUUGCCAAUUUUAGAACAAACUCCUUUGUCGGAACAGAAGAAUACAUCGCCCCUGAGGUAAUCAAAGGCGAUGGCCACACCAGUGCUGUUGAUUGGUGGACGUUGGGUAUUUUGAUAUAUGAGAUGUUGUACGGCACCACGCCGUUCAAGGGUAAGAAUAGAAACGCCACGUUUGCCAAUAUUCUGAGAGACGAAGUGCCGUUUCCUGACCCUGCCGGAUCUCAGCAAAUCUCCAACCUCUGCAAAUCUCUCAUCCGGAAGCUUCUGAUCAAGGACGAAAUAAAGAGACUCGGCGCCCGCGCCGGUGCAUCUGAUGUCAAGACACAUCCUUUCUUCCGCUCGACACAAUGGGCGCUUAUCCGACACAUGAAGCCGCCCAUGGUCCCACACCAAGGCCGCGCAAUUGAUACUGUCAAUUUCCGUAACAUGAAGGAAAGUGCUAGCGUUGAUAUUGGCGGCGUCAACCAUCUCAAAGGUGUACCGAUGGAUUCUGGCCUCGCGACACCCGGAGAACAACUACCCGACCCCUUUGAGGAUUUCAACAGCAUUACGCUCCACCAUGACGGCGACUAUCAAGGUGAGUUGGCCGAUGAUAGCUUACGUGGAUAUAGAAAAUGA
Molecule: messenger RNA, 1926 nt
Organism: Uncinocarpus reesii 1704
Lineage: Eukaryota; Fungi; Ascomycota; Eurotiomycetes; Onygenales; Onygenaceae
Product: serine/threonine-protein kinase nrc-2
Exons: 5
Coding region: 1-1926 (641 amino acids)
Biological process (GO): protein phosphorylation
Cellular component (GO): plasma membrane; cytoplasm; nucleus
Molecular function (GO): protein serine/threonine kinase activity; ATP binding
Source: RefSeq, a predicted model, not a curated record